Messenger RNA from Caenorhabditis sp. 36 PRJEB53466, 2138 nucleotides. The record is from the annotation of a GenBank genome assembly. Lineage: Eukaryota; Metazoa; Nematoda; Chromadorea; Rhabditida; Rhabditidae.
AUGUGCGGCAUUUGGGCCAUUAUAGGCGAGCAGGUCACCCCACAGCAGCAGGAUGCUUUCAUGAAGAUUGUGGGCCGUGGUCCGGACCUGACCGUACUCGAGGAGGUUCAGCCGAAUGUCCAUCUCGGCUUCCAUCGUCUUGCUAUCGUUAUGGUCAGUCUCUUCUCGAUCCAAUUCUCCCAUUUAGCUGUUCUUUAUAGCCCGGAGACACUCCGAGUGCACAACCGAUUGUCGGCGGCGGUUUGUCUGUCGUCUGCAACGGAGAGAUCUACAAUCACCAGUCUCUCAAGGUAAUAACUUUUGAUCUGGUUUCUGGGUGAACUCAUUCCGAAUCGCCUCUGCAGAUUGACUGUCCGUGCACACUGAAGAACGGCGGAAGCGACUGCGCAGCCAUCAUUACGUCAUUCAUCAAGCACAGUACGUGUUUUGCAUUUUGCGUGCAAGAGCAAACAUUCAGCAGAGAUCAAGUUGUUUGUUUCAGAAGACCUCAAGGAAACAUGCGCUUCCCUGGACGGCGUGUUCGCGUUCAUCAUGGCCGACGCGAAGAACGUCUACAUCGGAAGAGAUCCGAUCGGAGUCCGUCCCCUUUUCUAUGGCUACAAUUCGAACGGUGAGCGAGCACUUCCACUCAUUCCGCAGUCCAGUCAAGUCUCCUUCCCAUUUGAUCUACCCUCAGAAGUCAAACAAAGACGGAGGCGCGCUUCUUUCGUAAUCAAAUUCCAGUCAACACACUCUCUUCCAUCCAAACAAAGAUUACGUCAUUUUCAGGUUCACUUCUCAUCGGCUCCGAAGUGAAGUGUAUCGAAGAGCUGUGCGAGCGCGUCGAAUACUUUCCACCGGGAUGCUGUGCCACAAUCAGCCUUUCGUCUCCAACCCGUCCAGUUCAAGCACAACAAUACUACAGUGUUCCCAGCGUUGCCGACCGCUUCCUGAGCAUCGAAUGUACACAGACCCUGGUUCGUGAUGUGCUCGUCAAGUCCGUCGAAAAGAGACUAAUGGGCAACCGAAACUUUGGCUUCAUGCUCUCCGGAGGCCUCGACUCUUCACUCAUUGCCUCCAUCGCCACUCGCUUCUUGAAGCAGAAGCCGGUUGCCUUUUCGGUCGGAUUCGAAGACUCUCCGGAUCUGGAGAACGCGAGAAAAGUGGCUGAUUACCUGAAGAUUCCACAUGAAGUUCUCGUCAUUACUCCCCAGGAGUGCAUUGAUAUUAUCCCCGGUAAGAGUCUUUGUGAGCACAACCUUUCCGUUGACCUAACCUUCGAAAUUUAUUUACAUUGGAAGAAAAAGGUGCUAGAGCACUUUCAUUUGGGUCAUUUCAGAAGUGGUGUACGCUCUGGAGACCUUCGAUCCUCUGAUCAUCCGCUGCGGAAUCGCUCAUUACCUCCUCUGCCAGCACAUUUCCAAGUCAUCCGAUGUGAAAGUUCUUCUUUCCGGAGAAGGAGCGGAUGAGCUGUUCGGAAGUUACGCCUACAUGCAGAAGGCUCCGAAUGCUCUCCAUCUGCACAAGGAGAUCCUCCGUCGCAUGCACCAUCUUCAUCAAUACGAUGUCCUCCGCUGCGACCGGUCCACUUCGUGCCACGGCCUCGAGAUUCGGGUUCCGUUCCUCGACAAACGGUUCAUUGACCUUGUGUGCCGUCUCCCACCAACUUACAAACUGAUGCCGAAGAAAUUGGAGAAGCAUAUUCUGAGAAGUGCUUUUGAAGGAUGGCUGCCGGACGAGGUUCUCUGGAGAAGCAAAGAGGGAUUCGCCGAGGCUCUCGGAAAGACAGAUCUGGGAGACAUUCUGAUGGAGCAUUCGGAUAAGCUGAUCUCCAAGGAUCUAUAUGAGAAUCGCGCUGAACGAUUCCCAGACAAGACGCCGGAGACGACGGAGGAGUACUGGUACCGGCAGAUCUUCGAGGAGACCUUCGUCUAUGACAAGAUGGGACAUCUGGUGCACACCAAAGUUUAUAGGUGAGAAUUUUGUUUGAACGGCCGUCUAUCAGCACCAACCAUUUUGUUUUCAGAACUGCUGCGUGGCACCGAUCCGAUGAAAAGGAGAAUGUGAACGGAGACCGCGAGACGGAGACUCUCGAUGUGAAAAGCGACGAUUUGCUGCGAUUGCGUCGCCGAUCGACGGGCUCUCUGGGCGUUGCAUAA